Diospyros lotus (date-plum) is the source of this 2282-nucleotide messenger RNA. RefSeq names its product glucomannan 4-beta-mannosyltransferase 9-like. Bases 228 to 1829 code for a protein of 533 amino acids. The transcript has 10 exons. The record is from RefSeq and is a predicted model, not a curated record. Lineage: Eukaryota; Viridiplantae; Streptophyta; Magnoliopsida; Ericales; Ebenaceae. Gene Ontology annotation, cellular component: Golgi apparatus. Gene Ontology annotation, molecular function: mannan synthase activity.
UUGAGAGAGAGAGACGGAGAGAGAGGGCCAAAAUCACGGAGAGGGAAACCUGUAUUCCCGGAAUCCUACGGUCGCCGGCGCGCCUGAAAAGUUUCGCAUUGCCUUCCACUUUAAACUCUUUGAUUAUAUCGGAGCCUCACACUUGCGGCUCCAAAAGAUCGAGGAAAGCGAACCAGAAGGCCAAAAUAAGCUCUUACCCUGUUUCUUCAAGCCAAAACACUGAUAGAAUGGAACUUAUUUCGUCGGCGGAGGUUAUUCAAGAGACACUGGCCGGCGCUAAAAGAGGCGGUGUUAACGACCAAAUUUUGUUGAUUUGGGGGCAGAUCAAAGCGCCGGUGAUUGUGCCCCUUCUCCGGCUGGCCGUUUUCUUCUGCUUGAUAAUGACCGUAAUGCUGUUCGUCGAGAGGAUCUAUAUGAGCGUUGUGAUAAGCCUGGUGAAGCUGUUUGGCCGGAAACCUGAAAAGAGGUACAAAUAUGAGUCCAUCAAAGACGAUGUUGAAGAAGGCAAUUCGGCUUAUCCCCUGGUUCUCGUUCAAAUCCCAAUGUUCAACGAAAAAGAGGUAUAUCAACUUUCAAUCAGAGCUGUAUGUGGGCUUUCCUGGCCGUCUGAUAGGAUCAUAAUCCAAGUUCUUGAUGAUUCAACAGAUAACACAAUCAAGGCUAUGGUGGAAUUGGAGUGCCAGAGAUGGGCAAGCAAAGGGAUAAACAUAAAGUACGAAGUGAGGGACAACCGGAUCGGGUACAAAGCCGGGGCUCUGAAAGAGGGCCUCAAGCGAGAGUAUGCCAAAAACUGCGAGUUCGUGGUCAUCUUCGACGCCGAUUUCCAACCAGAACCCGACUACCUCCAGCGGGCCAUGCCGUUCCUCGUCCAUAACCCGGACAUCGCCCUCGUUCAGGGUCGUUGGAAGUUCGUUAAUGCAGAUGAGUGCUUGAUGACUAGAAUGCAAGAGAUGUCAUUGGAUUACCAUUUCACGGUGGAGCAAGAAGUGGGCUCUUCCGCUUAUGCCUUCUUCGGCUUCAAUGGGACUGCUGGUGUGUGGAGAAUUGCUGCGAUUAAUGAGGCCGGCGGAUGGAAGGACCGAACAACUGUUGAAGAUAUGGAUUUGGCUGUUCGUGCCGGUAUGAAAGGCUGGAAGUUCCUAUACCUGGGUUCUCUGCAGGUGAAAAGUGAACUGCCAAGCACGUUCAAAGCCUUUCGCUUCCAACAGCACCGAUGGUCUUGUGGCCCGGCCAAUCUUUUUAGGAAAAUGUUUGUGGAAAUCGCGACAAACAAGAGAAUACCGCUGUGGAAGAAGGUGCACGUACUCUACAGCUUCUUCUUGGUCAGGAAGAUUGUGGCUCACAUUGUCACAUUUGUGUUGUACUGUAUCGUGCUGCCGGGGACUGUGUUGAUCCCGGAAGUUGAGGUUCCAAAAUGGGCUGCUGUUUACAUUCCUUGCAUCAUUACCCUUCUCAAUGCAGUCGGAACUCCAAGGUCUGUCCACUUGCUGAUGUUUUGGAUCCUUUUCGAGAAUGUGAUGUCUCUACAUCGGAUGAAAGCAACCCUCAUCGGUCUCCUGGAGACUAGGAGAGUAAACGAAUGGGUUGUCACCGAGAAACUAGGCGAUGCUCUCAAGGCGAAAACAACCGUUAAGGCUAAAAGGCCACGCUCCAGGGUUGUAGAAAGGAUGAACAUGCUAGAGCUUGGCGUGGGCCUCUUCCUCUUCUUCUGCGGUUGCUAUGACUUUGCCUUUGGGAAAAACCAUUUCUUCAUCUUCCUUUUCCUCCAAUCAAUCACCUUCUUCAUCGUCGGGUUUGGCUAUGUUGGCACCUUCGUCCCCAGUUCUUAACUCUUGGGAUUGACAUAUGGUCCAGUUCCCAGAUGCCAGAUUCAGGGGGUUUUGGCAACAUAACGCUUUUUUGUUAAUUUUGAUUUCUGUUUUUCUGUAAACAAAGCUGGUGGUCAUUCUUUUAGCUUAGCCCUAAGAUUCCAGUCAGUGGCUUGAAGAAACGGUGUAUAUUUUCAGAUCAAUGAGAAGAAGCAGCUGAGAAAGAGCGAAGGCAGAAAGAACAUAAUGGGCUCUUUUCAACUCUGCUAUGCCCCUCGAAUAGAUUGUUUUUGUUUUCCUGUUUUUGUUCUGAAUGAAAAUAAAAGAAACAUAUUGCUUCAGGUUUCAAUUUUAUCAACGAAUAUAGUUAUGCUCUGUACCUUUGUUCUUCUCUUCUUCUUCUUCUUCUUCUUCUUCUGUUAGGGCUUUAUUGGAUUUUGAGCCUCUGCAAUCCUACCAGAAUUCAUUUAUUGA